CUCAGUCUCUGGGGACAUGAUUAUUGGUGUUCAGUGAAGGAGUGCUCCAGUGGUGGAUUUGACUGUGAAAAAAAAAAAGAAGUGAUUUAAUACGGGUUAUGGGAAGAUGGUGAAGGGGCAAUACGGUCACUGGAAUGGGUUCGCAAUCGCUGGAAAUAUUGAGACAAGGUGUUUGGGCGAGUUUGACUGGAGGAUGGUUCUACGAUCCACAUUUAGAUGUUUUUUCAAACACUUUUCAUCUUUAUACGUGGCUCUUUCUACUCUGUUUGCCAUUCACUAUUUAUCUGUUUUUUCCACCAACUUUCUACGUAUGGCUCGCCUACUGUGUCUCCAUCGUCACUCUGUUUGGCACGAUAAAAUGUGUGAAUCAUGCUCUACAUUGUGUUUACGAUACCAGCGAGUGCCUGGAGGAGCCAGGACCAGCUGUAAGUCUCAAGAAGUCAGAGAGCGAGAAGCAAAGGGCGGCACGUAGUAAAUGCCAUGACAGGUGCCAGGAUCAGGUGGAUCUUGGGAUUGAACUGCAGGUUUUGAAUGGAAAAACCGACACACCACCAGUGGAAUGUUCCUCAAGAAAUUCAUACAUCGAACAGAAUGCAGCGAGUGCUGAUGCUGAUAGUAUAACAUCAGAGUACAAUCGUGAAAAGCCAAAUUCAACGAUCGAUUUGAAAGUUGAAAUACAUCGUAAAAAUAGUUCAGAGAGUUCUGAAGAGUCCCAGCAAUUGAAGACAACUGUGAUGAAUGUAGAUGACGAGGUUGAGUGGAGAAAGAGACGUUUGCAGAGUGGAGGUGUGUGUAGACAUGCGUCUGCAGAUUCCCACUGCAGACACUCGAAGCAGGGUGCCUCGAAGGCGGGAUUCGAGGGGAGUAGAAUUAAGCAGACUAGUUCGUUGGAGCUGGAGCAACAGCAUGGGGAGGAUUAUCCUUACUGGAAGUCCAAUCAGAGUGUUAGGAGGCUUGGAUCCAAUUCUGUGCCAAUGGAGACACAUCUUAUUACUGAUUAUCCGCAGAGUCUUGAACAAAUUAUAUCGAAGAAGAAUAAGGAGAUGGAUAAAAUGGAUAAAAUUAAAAUGCCAACGCAUCCACAAUCUUUAGAGGUAAUUGCUAAAAAAUUACACCAGCAACUGGUGCACCCCCAGAGUUUGGAAACAAUUGAUGCAACUAGCAAGAAUGCUGGUCCAUCAGACGACAAUAAUUUGCCACUGCAUCCCCAGAGUUUAGAAACAAUCAAUACGAAAAAAGUAUUAAGACAGAAUACCCUAAAACGUAAUCAACUUCAAUUACUUCCAUACCCGAGUUAUGGCUCUGAAAUAGUCCAUCCAAUAGCUGAACAGAGUGACGAACAAUUUGUAAAUGAGAGUGCAGGUGGUUACAGUUUGCGUGACUCCUACAGUCCACUAUUAGCAAGAAAAACGAAGGGAGAAUCGGGUGUAUGUGCCAAUCGUGAUCGUAGUUUGAGUGCCGGUGGGUUUGAGGACAGAUUUUCGAGGUUCAAUGGAGAAGUUGCUAUUGACGAUGACUCUGCCAAUUCUCGUGAGGCACUUCUCGAGGAAGCGAAGCCAGCGUACAAAAGGAGGUUCAGCAAUGCGAGUCAGAGUAGUCACGAAUUGUCGGACGGUGAGAGACGAAAAGAAAUUGUAGAUGAUCGAGAGAAAAAAUUGGAUGACCCUCUGAACUCGGGGAGUAUCGUUGGCAUUGACUGGCUGUUCGAGAAUGGAGACUGUGCGGUGGAACCUUGGGCGAGCAAAAACUACCAACCGAAAGACCCAGAUUCAGGGUCCUCGAGUACAACCACCCUCAGCAUCGACAACGAGGUCAAGAAGACCCUGCUGCCCCAGGGUCCGCCCCUCGACUCAAAGCGUCACCAAGGGGCGAUCCCUAAACAGCACCGUCCGAAGUCCCCCAAAGUCUCUCGACUCCUCUCCUCCCUCCCAUCACCCCCCUCCCCCCUCGCGGAACCGCGGCGGCCCCUGACGCGACGCGACUGCAUCCGCCGCGAUCGCCCCGAGCCGAAACCGGACCCGCCAAACAGUUCGAAUCACGAGCUCUCAAUGCUCCUCUCGAAAUCCACCCCCCGGAAUCAGCGAUUAAAAGAAGCGAUCCUAAAACUUAACACGGAAUAUCAGUCCCAGACCCCUCAGCCCACGCAAGAUACUCCGGGCCCGAGUAGAGUUCCCGUCCUCAUGCCGCGGAGGAACCGCCCUCGAAGGUUGAAGAGCAACCACAGAGCGCACCGCGCAGGUCCUCGUUACGGAUCUCGCGAGGAUUUCGCACCGAUAGCUGCCCUGCUCGGUCUGAUCUCAAAUGGCGAGUGCCACCUCGCGACGAACCACAACGACACGACCGAAGGUGCAGUCCACUGCUACCGCGACGACAACGGUCGCUGGCUGGCCUACACCUUCGACGAGAAGGGCUCCGGGGUGGCGACAUCAGUACCAAUUCCCCCUGGGCCCAGUGACAAGCUCCUCAACACGUUGCUAAUGAGACAACAACUUGGAGUCGAUCAUUACCCGCAACUGGACGGGAACCUAGAGAUAGCUGACUCCUUGAGCAACAGCUACAGCAGUUUGUCUCUAAACUCAGCAGGAUUAACUGUGAUCAUUGAUACACCCCCUGUAUUAUCGAGCCCUGCGAGCAACCAGCUGAAGAGGACAAUUUCUCAAACGCUUGUGGCUUCUGAACUAGCGGACUCCGUUCACUUCGAAAUUCGUAAGAUGGCUGAGCGAGACGUCUUCUUUCGGAUGAUUGCCGAGAGGGAUGAAAGGAUUCAAAAUAUUUUUGAGACACUAAGGUCCCACGUGGUAGAGAAUCCCAACCCGAGACCUGCCUUUCCUUCUCCGAAUCAUCAAGAAGCGGACAUCAACACUAGUCUGUCCUGGAAUCGUUUCAUCGAUGGGUUAGACGGUCCCGGUGAGAAGGCGAAACCCACGAGACAUUACUACAAAUGGAAGAUUGGUAGGCUACCUCAUAUCAAAGUGAGGUUCGACAGGCUAUCGUUACUUGCACUGUUGGAUAGGAAUUUAACGGUUGUUGAGACUAUAAUCUCGACGUUACUGGCCGUUCUAGUUGCUGGAUUGGGUCUUAGAUUGCUGCAGCAAGGCUUCUACAAAGACAUCUUCGCUUUCAUCUUCUGCUUUGUGACGGCAGGCUGUCAAUACUCGUUACUCAAGUCAGUGCAGCCCGACGCGGCUUCUCCGACUCAUGGCUUCAACCGGAUCAUCGUCUUCUCAAGACCGGUCUACUACAUCAUAGUCUCGAGUAUAAUCCUUAUCCUCAACGAAAUAUUGAGGAACUUCAAAACAUCUGACUUUCGAGUCUAUGGGUUGCGAGUGGCUGACUACGAUGUGAUAAUGCAGGUGAGGAACGUGUUAUUGAUCUUCCUGUUGACGUUUCCCAUCAUCUUUUCGUUGGGACUGUUCCCCCAGAUCAAUACCUUCCUCAUGUACAUCUGUGAACAUCUCGAUAUCCAUUUGUUCGGCGGCACAGCGACAACCGGACUCGUGUCUUCGAUCUACUGUUUAGCUAGAAGUGUUAUUACAGUCGCCACACUCUACGGAUUCGCUUACGGCGCCUUGACUGAGCCCAAGUCCUCCCAACACAUCCUCUUCUCCAUCUUCGUUGGACUCCUAGUCGCAAUCUCUUAUCACCUCAGCAGAUCCUCCUCCGAUCCCAGUGUAAUCUGGGACAUUGUCAAGACAAAUCUCUGGCCUCCGGAGAUGUACCUCGAAGAGAUGGAAGCGAAGAUCAUAGAGAACACUUCGAGAAGAGAGCCACCAGCUGCUAUUUACAAAGAAACCAAAAUCAGAACCUCAGGAAGGAAGAAGGACGUCAAGAUCAAAUUGGGAGAGCAGAUCUCGGACUCCGAAUUAGUCGAUCCUCUCCCAAAGAAGCUGAGGACAACGGUCAAAGCCAGAUUAAAGAACGAUCUCAUAGUGUGUGCUGUCAUUGGAGUCUUAUCCUUCGCGAUUCAUGCCUCAACAGUUUUCACUGCCCUCCAACCAGAAUUGAACCCAGUCCUCUGGGGGAUCGCCAGUUGCCUAGGUUUCCUCCUCCAUUACAUAAUUCCAGAACUCAGGAAGCAGCUUCCCUGGCUCUGCCUAGCCAGACCUGUCCUGAGAUCCCACGAACACGCUCAAUUCGAAGUCAGAGAACCCGUCAAAAUCAUGUGGUUCGAGAAGGUCUACGUCUGCCUCUGUUUCCUCGAGAGGAACAUCCUCUACCCCAUCGUCUUCCUCGGAGCUCUAACCGAAAACUCCCCACAAAUCGUCGAGAAAUACGGACAGAGCAUAGGACCUCUAAUCAUUGUUGUCUGUGGCCUCAAAAGCUUGAGAUCCUCCUACGCAGAUCCUGCGUCGAGGUACCUCGUCAUCGUCUUCGCAGUUCUCUUCUUCCGGAUCGAUUACUCAGGACUAUCAGAAACUUUCCUAGUGGACUACUUCAUCACCAGCAUAGCCUUCGCCAAAAUUCACGAGUUAUUACUGAAGCUGAGGUUCGUCCUGACUUACAUUGCGCCCUGGCAAGUCACUUGGGGCUCAGCCUUCCACGCAUUCGCUCAACCCUUCUCAGUCCCUCAUUCAGCCAUGCUCUUCGUUCAAGCCACAAUAUCAGCAAUCCUCAGUACACCUUUGAACCCCUUGCUAGGAAGCGCUAUCUUCAUCUGUAGCUAUGUGAGACCGUUGAAGUUUUGGGAGCGAGAUUACAAGACCAGAAGGGUCGAUCACUCAAACACCAGGAUGUCCUCGCAUUUAGAGAGGAACCUCGGGGCUGACGACAACAAUCUCAAUUCCAUAUUCUACGAGCAGUUGACAAGAUCUCUUCAACACAGUCUCUACGGGGAUCUGGCGCUCGGAAGAUGGGGCAAUGUCGAGCAAGGAGACUGCUUCCUACUAGCUUCAGACUACCUCAACUGUCUCGUCCACGUCGUCCAACUGGGAAACGGUCUCGUCACCUUUCAACUACGAGGGCUGGAGUUCAGGGGGACUUACUGUCAACAGCGGGAGGUGGAAGCCAUCUCCGAGAGCAUCGAGGAAAACGACAACUGCUGCUGUUGUGAGAUGGGUCACUUCUCGAAUGUUCUGAGUAUGAAUGCGGCAUUCGGCCAACGCUGGCUAGCCUGGGAGGUCGCCAGUGCCAAGUACGUCCUCGAAGGCUACUCCAUCUCUGAUAAUUCUGCGGGGUCGAUGCUUCAAGUCUUCGACUUUCGGAAAGUCUUGGUUACCUAUUACGUGAAGAGCAUUGUAUUCUAUGCGAUCAAAUCGACGAAGCUUAAGCAGUGGCUGGAGAACCCUGACAUCAUCGAGGCACUGAAGCCAACCCUCGAGAAGAACUUUGUGGAUUUGGAUCCUGUCUUCAAUAUGAACAUCGAUGAGGACUUUGACUUUAGGGCUAGUGGCAUCACCAGGAGUAGUUACUGUAAUGUUUAUCUCGAUUGGAUUCAGUUCUGCGCUGUGAAGAGUGACAAGUCACUGGAGAGGACUAGGGACUCUUGUCUGGUGUCUUUGUGCCUGGCGCUGAGUCUUCUGGGGCGACGAGUCCUGGGAACUGCGUCUCAUAAUACUCUCUCCAGUGUUGAGUUCUUUCUCUACGGACUUCAUGCCCUGUUCAAGGGGGACUUUAGGAUUACGUCUAUCAGAGAUGAGUGGGUGCUGCAUGAUGUCGAUCUGCUGAGGAGUGUUGUGGCGAAGGGGGUGAGGAUGGCUUUGAAGCUUCAUCAGGAUCAUUUCAUGAGUCCUGAGCAGUAUGAGGAGCCUGCAGCCCUGUUCGAGGCGAUCGACAAUCAUGAUAGACAUCUUGUCAUCAGUCAUGAGGCGGAUCCGUUAUGGAGGAAUGCUGUGCUGAGUGGGGCACCUAGUUUGCUGGCGUUCAGGCACAUCCUGGAUGAUGGCAUCGACGAGUACAAGGUCAUCAUGCUGAAUAAGAGGUUCUUGAGCUUCAGGGUCAUCAAGAUGAACAGGGAGUGUGUGAGGGGGCUGUGGGCCGGGCAGCAGCAGGAGCUGGUUUAUCUGAGGAACAGAAAUCCUGAGAGGGGCUCCAUUCAGAACGCCAAGCAGGCGCUCAGGAAUAUCAUCAAUAGCUCUUGUGAUCAACCCAUUGGCUAUCCGAUUUAUGUUUCUCCGUUGACCACGAGUUAUGCGGAGACUAAUGAACAACUGUGCUCUAUCGUCGGGGGACCCUUGAGCUUGAGUGCUAUUAAGAGCAAUGUGCUCAAACUUUGGAGGAAGGUCAGGAGGAGGUGCGGACAGGGGUGCUCCAGCGGGGGGACUGCUGUGCAGGAUGAUGGAGGCUUCGGUAAUGAUGGGGUCUAUGUCACUGCUCAUAAUAUUCAUUUUGGGUUCAGUCAAUCAGGCCACAACACCUCAGGCUCGCAGUCAAUGGACUCCGGCUGUCAGAUAGGCGGUUCAACAGGUCGAGGUUCACUGGGACGAGCGAACACCGGCUCCCUCGGUGGCAACCGAGGCUCUCUAGCCUCAGUGGGCAAACCCACAAGUUCAACCCUAGCAUCCCUCGCUGGACUUCUCAGUAACAACGACAUCAAGACCGAAUCAAAGUGUGAAACGAGCUUCUCGAAGCCAGAGAAGGACGAAAUAUCUCAACGAGUUAGGAUAAUGGAUCCCAAUCAGGUCUACGACGCUAUCAACCUCGGUCGGAGGAUCGAUGUCAUAUGGCCUGAUGAGAGAAUGAGACAACAGGGGGGCAGAACGGGCUGGCAGCACUGGGUACCAGAGAGGGGAAUGGAGGGCUGUGUUGUGCACAGGUGGCUGCCCAAUCAUCGUGAUCCCAAUCGACGUUCUCACGUCGAUAAAGUCAUACUUCUUGUCAAAAUUGAUGAUAAGUACGUUCCCAUUGCUGAACAGGGCGUCAGGGACUUGGGUGCAGAAGUUUAGGGUAAUAGAGAAUUUUUUUUAUUGAACAAAAGGCGUGUGAUGGAUGAAUGAAGGGUUACUGCUUUAUUAUUGAUUAUUCGUGGUUAAUUAGCAGCUUCAUUCCUUCCUUAAGAGUGAUUAAUUCAUUGAUAGAGUUUAUCUGUUGAGGUUUUUCUUUGUGGAGAAUAUUCUGGAGAGGAUGUUGAUGGUUCGGAUGAAAAAAAAAUUAAUUUAAGAACGUGGUGAAUUUGCUAGGAAAUUCUGUUGAAGUUUUAGUGAACUUUCUAUUAGUUUUUGGCUGAUUCUAUUGAAAUGUUCAGGAGAAAAUAUUCUGUAGA
Diachasma alloeum is the source of this 7198-nucleotide messenger RNA. It is a transcript of the gene pcx, whose product is annotated as pecanex-like protein 1. Gene Ontology annotation, biological process: endoplasmic reticulum organization. Gene Ontology annotation, cellular component: membrane; endoplasmic reticulum. The transcript is spliced from 7 exons. The coding region runs from base 135 to 6881 and encodes 2248 amino acids. The record is from RefSeq and is a predicted model, not a curated record. Lineage: Eukaryota; Metazoa; Arthropoda; Insecta; Hymenoptera; Braconidae.